Melopsittacus undulatus (budgerigar) is the source of this 2456-nucleotide messenger RNA. RefSeq names its product small glutamine rich tetratricopeptide repeat co-chaperone alpha (gene SGTA). Gene Ontology annotation, biological process: post-translational protein targeting to endoplasmic reticulum membrane. The coding region runs from base 121 to 1059 and encodes 312 amino acids. The record is from RefSeq and is a predicted model, not a curated record. The transcript is spliced from 12 exons. Gene Ontology annotation, molecular function: molecular adaptor activity; protein binding. Gene Ontology annotation, cellular component: membrane; TRC complex. Lineage: Eukaryota; Metazoa; Chordata; Aves; Psittaciformes; Psittaculidae.
GGGCAGGGACCGGGCCGGGCUCCGGUUGCAGCGGGGCCCGGAGGUUCCCUCCACCGGGGUCCCGUGUGGGCCGGGCCGGGGGCUGUGGUGCGUUCCAAGGAGUUGGAGCGAGCUGCAGGGAUGGCAGACCAGAAGCGCCUUGCCUACUCCAUCAUCCAGUUCCUACAUGACCAGCUACAGAAUGGGGGGCUGUCUCCAGAUGCUCAGGAGAGUUUGGAAGUUGCCAUCCAGUGCCUGGAGACAGCAUUUGGGGUCUCGAUGGAAGACCAAGGCCUAGCUGUGUCUCAGACUCUUCCUGAAAUAUUCGAAGCUGCUGCAGGAAAGGAGCCUGAACACAUCAGAACGAACUCGGAGCCCAUCACCCCCUCUGAAGAUGACAUAGCUGAGGCUGAAAGACUCAAGACUGAAGGAAAUGAACAAAUGAAAGCAGAAAACUUCGAAGCUGCAGUAUCUUUCUAUGGAAAAGCAAUUGAAUUAAAUCCAUCCAAUGCUGUGUAUUUCUGCAACAGAGCUGCUGCAUACAGUAAACUAGGAAACUAUGCUGGAGCAGUGAGAGACUGUGAAAGAGCUAUAGGCAUUGAUCCAAACUACAGCAAAGCUUAUGGCAGAAUGGGCUUGGCCCUCUCCAGCUUAAACAAACACACAGAAGCUGUAGUUUACUACAAAAAAGCCCUGGAGCUGGAUCCAGACAAUGACACGUACAAAUCCAACCUUAAAAUAGCUGAACAGAAAAUGAAGGAGACUCCAAGUCCAACUGGAGGUCCAGGAGGAUUCGAUUUAGCUGGCUUGCUGAACAACCCUGGCUUCAUGAGUAUGGCAUCUAACCUAAUGAACAAUCCACAAGUACAACAGCUCAUGUCUGGGAUGAUUUCUGGUGGCCACAAUCCCAUGGGAGCAGCAGGUACCAGCCCAUCCACGAAUGAUCUUGCCAGCCUCAUACAAGCGGGACAGCAGUUUGCUCAGCAGAUGCAGCAGCAGAAUCCUGAACUAAUAGAGCAGCUACGAAGCCAGAUCAGGAGUCGAACUCCAAGUGCCAGUAAUGAAGAUCAGCAGGAAUGAGCCCUCCAGCGCAGUCCGUGGGAACUAUGUUCUUUGCUUUAAAAACUGGAAGCCAUGUGUGUGUUGCCAUUUCUUGAGUUGGAAGUGUCCAAGAGGGGGAAAAAAAAUAAUGGAAAACCAAAAUACUUUCUAUGACCUGCAUGUUAAAGACAGAAUCAUGCUUUCUUUCCCUAGUCUUCAUCCCUGCUCCUCUCCCUCAGCCUUUCCAUUAGUCUCUUUGUUUUCUUCUGGAAGAUCCAGCAAGCUGACCACAAACCAGCAGCAGCAGCAGUCUAAAGACACUCAGAACAAUUAACUACACUGUUGCAGUUCUGUUAUUUGCUACAUGGGAAUUUUUUAACUCAUUUUUGAAGAUUGAUGCACUCUUCACUACAGGACGUCUUCACUUUCCUGCCAUGUGCCACUUCAAAGAAGUGCUCAAGUCCUACUUAAGCCCACUUUAAUCCUCCUGCCAGUUAUGGUGUUUGAACACUGGAGAUUGCAGGAUCUACAGUUGAUUAGAUUGACUGCAUUUCUCAUUCAGGUCUGUAGCAGCAUGGCCAUGGUGUUAAUGCAUGGGAGUUUGGUGCACACCUCUCAAAGGAUGGUGUAAAUGUGGGGGACUCGUGACUGGCCAGGAAGAACCUGCCUCCAUGCAACAGUGUUUCCUGGUGCAGUGCUUGGGGUUCUUCCCCAGUCCUGACAAAAUUUGUCUAGUGUUUAGUAAUUAUGGCUCUGUUGUUGGAAUGAUCCAAUCUGUGAACUAGUCAGGUGGACAGUAAGGAUGUUUUUGGUGUUUAAAGGGGGUUUUUUUCCUGCUUUUUUUUAUCUUAUAUGCAUGUAAGUAAUCAACCUGUUUGACCGUGCUAAUGGUAGGAGUAGUGGGUGACUGAGUAGAGAGCAGAUGGAGUAACAAUACUGCCUGGAUUCUAGGUGAUGAAGUGGCUGCAGGUUUGGUGUUGGGGAUUGGCAGUCACACCUCAAUGUGUGGUGUGUGAGAAAAGGGAAGAGCUCUUGUAGCCACCUCAAGCCACCUCCUGCAGCCUUCCACCCCUCUAGUUACCUGUGUCACUCCUUGGGCUGAUGUAAAGCUCUGGCCCCAUCCCAUAAAGUCAGCAGUUGAGGCCAGAGGCUUACAUCGACCACAGAAUGGGUUUUAAAGUAGUUAUUUGCCUGUGGUGGGGUAGGUGUGUUCACAGCCUAACUGCUGGGCAAAAGGCACCCCCUCUGGAGAUGGGUAGGUGUGAGAUGGAAAACACCCUCUCAGGAGGCCUGGUGCUGUGAGUGAGCAGGUAUAUUUGCAGAUUAAUAUCAAGGGAAAAAAACCAAAACCAAAACCGACCUGUAAAUGCUCCAUAAAGUAAUAUGUGAUCAAUGUAACUUGUGAAGAAUAAACUAUUUGGACACUUUCUUUGUUA